AUGCAGGAGGAGAUCGGGUCCAAGAGAGAGGGGCCCGAGCCUGACCCCGAUGAGCCGCCUAAGAAGAAGGCCAAAGUGCCCGAAGGAGAGGCGGGCAAGCUGGAGGAGAGACUGUACUCAGUGCUGUGCUGCACCGUAUGCCUAGAUUUACCCAAGGCGUCAGUUUACCAGUGCACAAAUGGGCACCUGAUGUGCGCAGGCUGUUUUAUUCACCUUUUGGCCGAUUCUCGUCUAAAGGAAGAACAAGCAACCUGUCCCAACUGCCGGUAUGUGUGUGAGAUCAGCAAGAACCUGUGCUGCAGGAAUCUGGCCGUGGAGAAGGCUGUCAGUGAGCUGCCGACAGACUGCACUUUCUGCCUCAAACAAUUCCCUCGCUCCAGUUUAGAACGGCACCAGAAGGAGGAGUGUCAGGACAGGGUGACACAGUGCAAGUACAAGAGGAUUGGCUGCCCAUGGCAAGGCCCUUUUCAUGAGUUGCCAGCACAUGAGAGUGAGUGCUCCCACCCCACUAAGACUGGAACAGAGCUCAUGGGAAUCUUGGGAGAAAUGGACCAGAACCACCGCAGAGACAUGCAGCUUUACAACAGCAUCUUCAGUCUGCUCUGUUAUGAAAAAAUCGGCUUUACAGAGGUACAGUUCAGACCAUACCGCACAGAUGACUUCAUUACUCGCCUGUAUUAUGAAACCCCACGCUUCACUGUUCUCAACCAGACCUGGGUAUUGAAGGCCCGCGUCAACGACUCUGAGCGCAACCCCAACCUUUCCUGCAAGCGCACACUCUCUUUCCAGCUCAUUCUCAAGAGCAAGGUGAACUCUGCUCUAGAGUGCUCCUUCUUGUUGCUGAAGGGCCCUUAUGAUGAUGUCCGAAUCAAACCUGUCAUUCACCACCACUGUUUUAGCAAUGAUACCAACGAGACAGAAUACGUCCUUCUGCCCAUCUCCGACUCCGUGGAGUGCAACAAACUGCUGGCUGCCAAAAACAUAAACUUGCGCCUCUUCAUCUUCCAAGUCCAAAAAUAA
Knipowitschia caucasica is the source of this 1020-nucleotide messenger RNA. Lineage: Eukaryota; Metazoa; Chordata; Actinopteri; Gobiiformes; Gobiidae. The record is from the annotation of a GenBank genome assembly.